CAUUGUUUUCUUUCUUGCCUGAGCCAAAUUAGAACACAAAUUACCAUCAUGUUUACUCUUUAAUUUAGUUAAUUCCAUCUGAAAAAAAAAUCAUGUCCAAGAAGAAGCUUCACAAUCCCCUGAAUUUCUUCCAAGAAAAUCGUGGAGUAAAUCAACAAAAAGCACUGGAUACAGCACUCGUACAAUGUUGUCUGUCUGGAGAUGACGAUGCGGUGAUCGACCUUUUGCAGAAGGGAGCCUCCCCGGAAGGAGAGGCGUAUGCGAUGGCACAGAUUGCCAGUGGGGAAAACUUCAAGCGGCCGCUGAUGGCCGCAGUAAUGAACGGGCACAAGAAGAUUGCGCAGCUGUUGUUAGACAAUGGGGCUGAUCCAUGUGGCGUGAACAGGUAUCAUGUCCAGCCCAUCCAUCUUGCUGCCCAUGCCGGUCACAGAGAUUGUGUGACUCUGCUUCUCAAUGCUGGAGCAAACGCUAACGCGGAGACUUCGGACUUCAACGCGCCUGGUGUCUACAAAAAGCCAUUUCGAGGAGGAACCACACCCUUACACAUGGCAGCCAAGUUGAACCGUAGCGACUGCAUUGAAGAGUUAGUACAACGAGGCCAUGCUGAUCUUGACAAGAAAGACGUAAUUGGAAUGAAUUGUCUGAACACUGCAUGCCAACUUGGCCACGAAGAGAGUGCUCUCACCAUUCUUAGGCUGUCUCAAGAAAAGAAGAUAGCGGCUAAGUCAUCGAUAGGCACAGGAAAUAGCCCACUCCAUGACUGCGUACGCUGUGGCCUUCUAAAAGCGACAAAGGCUCUACUAGACUAUGGGGUGGAGGUGAACGCAGCUAAUCCAACUGGUUAUACUCCACUGCACUUUGCUAUGAUACAAACAAGUGAUGCUGGACCAGAUCUUAUACGAACUCUCAUACUGCACGGCCGCGAUAUUGAGGUCAACCUUCCGAACAGAAAAGGAUUAAAACCUCUUCAUCUUGUGGCCUUCAAGUCGGAUGGAGGAGAGCACUUUCAUCACGUACACACCAUCGAGUAUCACAUGUCCCGUGAUCAUAUCACCCUCGACCCCGGCCGACCUCGCUAUGACCCAGAACUGACCUGCUUCUUGCUGCAGUACGGAGCAGACUUUAACAUCGAGUAUCACGGCAGGUCGUUGUUACAACAGGAGAUCUACAACAAAGAUGACGAGGAUGACGAUGUCAUCUUAGAUACUAUCUUGCGAGCCACGGACUCCUUUGAGAUACCCUACCACCCCAGUCCAAGGGAUAGCCAAGUGUCACAGAUUUUAGAGAGGUUGACCAUGCUAAAGACUCUGUUCUCUAACCCGAGACCGCUCCAACAUCUGUGCCGUCUUCGCAUCAGGAGGCUCCUCAGACCGACACGUCUCAAUAGAGUCGGGGAGCUGGCUGUUCCCGAUCGCCUCAAGGAAUACAUCCUCUUGAAAUGUUGA
Messenger RNA from Lytechinus variegatus (green sea urchin), 1445 nucleotides. Its product is annotated as ankyrin-1-like. Gene Ontology annotation, molecular function: protein binding. Bases 93 to 1445 code for a protein of 450 amino acids. The record is from RefSeq and is a predicted model, not a curated record. NCBI's taxonomy places the organism in Eukaryota, Metazoa, Echinodermata, Echinoidea, Temnopleuroida, Toxopneustidae. The transcript has 5 exons. Gene Ontology annotation, biological process: intracellular signal transduction.